Messenger RNA from Recurvomyces mirabilis, 1452 nucleotides. RefSeq lists its product as uncharacterized. The transcript has a single exon. Lineage: Eukaryota; Fungi; Ascomycota; Dothideomycetes; Mycosphaerellales; Teratosphaeriaceae. The record is from RefSeq and is a predicted model, not a curated record. The coding region runs from base 1 to 1452 and encodes 483 amino acids.
AUGUAUCCCAGGCGUACGAGCAACGCUCAAGGCGGCCAGAGCAGCCAAUAUGGACAAAUGCAGGUUCAGGAGAGCACGACGACGACCACCACGACCACCAAGACCGACAACACGAAGCAGGCGAUGGCCGACGCUCAGGCUGCGAUGAUGGUUGAGAAACGUGAAGCCGUUGUCAACCACUUUAUUGAGCAAGCUGCGGAGACCGGCACUCCUGAGGCGGAAGUCAUCAAGAUCCGCGACAAUAUCUAUGCUGGAAAGGCAGAUGCACUGGUCAAGCAACAGUGGGAGCUCAUCAAGUCUGGUAAGACUGCAAAGGCAAAGGCACAUGCACCUGCGCAAGCUCAACAGCCUAUGCAGCAGUAUGCGCAACCACAGAUCGGAUAUCUGCAACCACUUUACCAAGGGUACCAGCAGACAGCCCCGCCUAUGCAGCAAACAGUGCAGUAUCAGCAGCAGCCUCAGCAGGCGUACCAGCAGAUCACGGCUCCCACGUCGCAGAACACUUCGUAUACUCAACCAAGGCACCAAGGACACCAGCAGGUGACUCCGCCAGCACAACAGAUAGCGGCCUAUCCACAGCAAGCGUGUCAAGGCGCUCAACAAAAGGUGGCUCAUCAGGUGGCCGUCGCCAAACAGGUGCCACAAGCUGCCACAUACUUGCAGCAGCCGACCAAGAGCAAGAGCAAGCAGAAAGCGGCUUCUCCACCUGCACAGCAAUAUGCCCAGUACCAACAGUACCCGCAACAACAGCAACAACAGCAACAACCGCAACAACCGCAAGGUAGCACUGCCCUACAGGCCUACCAUCAGCAAGCUACUCCAGCAGCUUCGAGGCAGAGCGCAGCCCAAAAUGUCGAGCCGUACGGUGGCUACAUGGUCCAACAGACGACCACAACCACGACGAGUUGCUCGUCUGACGGCGGACAGCAGAAUCGAGUGCAGCCUGACAACGCGACUUGUGCCCAGCAGCUGUAUGCUGAGCAGCCAACUCAGCAGCGGCUUCAAGCAGCCGGCGCGCAGCAAGGCUACACACAGCAGCCCACACACCAACAGCUGCAGGAUGCAAGUCAGCCACUGCAGCUGACGCAGAGCCCGCACGACCCGCACUUGAUUGCGCCGUACACCCAACAGAUGCAGGUCGCGCAACAACUCGCACUUGCUCAACAGCAGGCCCAAUUGGCAUAUGCAGGGCAGCAGCAGUACUCGCCUCACGGGCAGAUCGCAUAUACAUCACCAGGCCAGCAGCAAGUGGCGAGCCAGCAGCAGUAUCAGAUGACUGCUGUGUCUCAAUAUGCUCCUUAUCCGCAGUAUAACCAGCAGCAACUCCCGGCGCUUGCUUCGAGCUCGACGGCUGUGGCGAGUUCAUCGAAGCCAGUCAAGCAUUCGAGACAUGACAAAGAUAAGAAGGAGAAGAAGGAAAAAAAGAACAAAGAGAGAAAAGGCAAGAAGUGA